CCAAUGGUGGCCAGUGUUCCUUUAUCGCAGUCACUUCUUCUUCUUCACCUUCAUAUUCUUCUUUGUUUUUAACGAAACUAAGGCACGCGCCGAGUCUGCGACUUUGUUUGCAGUCUCGCCCUUGAGAGUGAAGAAGCACAUGGCUCACACUAUCGCUCGCGCCACUCUCGGCCUCACUCAGAUAUCUCCGGCCUUUGAAGCCCCUAAGCUCACUUUGGCGACGAAAGAGGUUGAUGUAACGGAAUGGAAAGGGGACCUGCUUGCGGUUGGUGUUACAGAGAAGGACUUGGCGAAAGAUCAGAACUCGAAAUUCGAAAAUCCGAUUUUGAAGAAGCUGGAUUCCUGUUUGGGUGGGGUGUUGGCUGAGGUCUCGACUGAGGAGGACUUCACAGGAAAGUCUGGCCAGUCUACGGUUGUUAGGCUUCCUGGUCUUGGCUCGAAGAGGGUUGGCUUGUUUGGGCUUGGACAAUCUGCUUCGUCUACAGAAGCUUUUAAGGGUCUUGGGGAGGCUGCAGCAGCAGCGGCAAAGACUGCUCAAGCAAGUGAUAUUGCUAUUGUGCUUGCUUCCUCGGAGGGGCUUUCUGCAAAAUCUUGCACAGCUUCUGCAAUAGCAUCUGGAGCUGUUUUGGGGAUAUAUGAAGACAACAGGUAUAAAUCUGAGUCAAAAAAACCAGCUCUCAAGUCUGUGGACAUUCUUGGUCUUGGAACUGGACCUGAACUAGAGAAGAAGCUCAAAUAUGCUCAAGAUGUUGCUGCUGGAAUAAUACUUGGGAAAGAGCUCGUGAAUUCACCUGCCAAUGUUCUCACACCUGGGAAACUAGCAGAAGAGGCCUCAAAUAUUGCUUCCUUAUACAGUGAUGUUCUUUCUGCAAAGAUAUUGAAUGAAGAGCAAUGCAAAGAUCUGAAAAUGGGUUCCUAUUUGGCUGUGGCUGCAGCCUCAGCAAAUCCUCCACAUUUUAUUCACUUGACCUACAAACCCCCUGGUGGACCUGCUAAGAUUAAAUUAGCAUUGGUGGGUAAAGGUCUGACUUUUGACAGUGGUGGCUACAACAUCAAGGCAGGACCUGGCAGUAUAAUUGAGCUUAUGAAGUUUGAUAUGGGAGGUUCAGCUGCUGUAUUAGGUGCAGCAAAAGCCAUUGGUCAAAUCAAACCUUCUGGUGUAGAGGUUCAUUUCAUUGUCGCAGCUUGUGAGAAUAUGAUUAGUGGAACAGGUAUGAGGCCUGGAGACAUUGUCACAGCUUCCAAUGGAAAGACCAUUGAGGUCAAUAACACAGAUGCUGAAGGCAGACUGACUUUGGCAGAUGCAUUGGUAUAUGCUUGUAAUCAAGGUGUUGACAAGAUUGUUGACCUUGCAAGCUUGACUGGUGCCUGCAGAGUCGCCCUUGGACCGUCUAUUGCAGGUGUCUUCACACCCAGCGAUGACCUCGCGAAGGAGGUAUUUGCAGCUUCGGAGAUAAGUGGGGAGAAAUUUUGGAGAAUGCCAAUGGAGGAGAGUUAUUGGGAAUCAAUGAAAUCAGGAGUAGCUGAUAUGGUCAACACUGGUGAUCGUCAAGGUGGUGCUAUCAGUGCAGCUCUCUUCUUGAAACAGUUUGUUGAUGAAAAGGUUCAGUGGAUGCAUAUUGACAUAGCUGGGCCUGUUUGGAGUGUUAAGAAACGCGCUGGGACAGGGUUUGCUAUUUCUACCCUGGUGGAGUGGGUUUUGAAGAACUCCUCUUAGGUGCUGAAGAAGUAUUGGUGGGAAGAACUCCAUUUACAUGAGCUUACAUAGCGUCGGAAGAAAAGAAAACAGAUGUCAUCGAUGAUGGGUUAUUAGGCGUUGCGACUUCAAUUUAUGAAUAAAAUGUGCAGUAAAAGAAAUGGGAAGGUUAUGAGUCGAGGCAGAGUCUUUAUUUAUGCUUUUCUGUGAUGGUUAAACUUGGAAAAUGUCUUCUUUUCGUUUUAGUUGUGUAAUUUCCUUUUCUUUUCGACAAACACCAAAAGAUAAAGAAAAAAAGAAAGAAGAAAGCCUUUGUCAGCAAUUUAUUUUGUACGCUAAGAACCUGCCAAACCUCCGAUAAUGAAUGAUCCUUCUAAUGAUCUAA
Molecule: messenger RNA, 2081 nt
Organism: Rosa rugosa (rugosa rose)
Lineage: Eukaryota; Viridiplantae; Streptophyta; Magnoliopsida; Rosales; Rosaceae
Product: leucine aminopeptidase 2, chloroplastic-like
Exons: 10
Coding region: 140-1717 (525 amino acids)
Biological process (GO): proteolysis
Cellular component (GO): cytoplasm
Molecular function (GO): metalloaminopeptidase activity; manganese ion binding
Source: RefSeq, a predicted model, not a curated record